AUGUGUCAGACGUGUCUGCGACGAUCGUGUUGGACCGAGGCACAGCGUCGAAAUGCUGGAAACGAGCUGGCUGAGGAUUUAACACAAUCAUGGGACUGGAUGCGAGAUGAUGCUCUCCGAUUGGCCAAAGAACAAGAUCACAAGUGUUGCGGGGUCAGUUGUUAUUCCAAUCCCAGCUGUCAGGAAUACUACAACCCGGUGUGCCAACGGUACACUAUCAAUCAACCGGAAAUGGAGGAGGUCUGUUUGCAAGGUCAAACACUCAAAUUCACCUUGAAUCCGGAAUUCGAUCUGAACAACGGGAGCUACCUGUGCCAUUUACGGCAUAAUCCACCGGAUCAUUUGUAUUAUGUCCGCACAUGGUUAGUGAUUGAUAACCGAUUGCAAACAGAUCCUGUGGAGAUGGAAGUGACCGCUGCGGAACCGACGCAUGUCCACAAGGUUGGUUUGGACCAACAAACAGCGGUCUGGGGCAGUCCGAGUCGUGUACAACGUCGUGCCGAGGAUCUGAUGCAGCAACGAAUCGCUCGUCAAAAACACGGCCAAUUGUGGUUAUGGGACAAGAUGAUCCAGCUCGAGCAUCAGUCCAAGCUACCCAUUUGGCCGGAAGCCAUUGUGAAACGGGAGUCUGGGUCCGACCAAUUGACUCUCUAUCGGUUGAAGACGCUGGAUGAGUUUGGUCACAUGAAACCGGAAUUACAGAAACAUCGGGAUGAGAAAUAUGUGGUUACACGUCCAUUCUUGUAUAACACUGAAAGCUGGGGCAAUCAAUCGUGUCAUUUGAAUAUAAGUCAUCUACAUCAGAGUCAGCCGAUCUACGCAGAGAGCACCGGACUGCCCAUCAUGUUGACCUAUCCGAUUCGCAUCGGGAAGACCGGAGCUUUUGAGUAUUUGGUGGACAAUCGUCAGGCACCCAGUGCCUACUUUGAAUUGAAAACACAUUCCAAACGACGAAACUCAGUUUUACGGUUUGCAUUUUGCUCACUCGCAUCCGGCAUCACUCCGACUGCAAGUAGACGGGUGAAUCGAACUACUACCGCACGAUCGGUGCCUGUUGGAACUCUGGUGGAUCAUUUGGAGCAAAGACCUCAGAUUAGAGGUGUGGAACAAAUUCAGUCUACGUUCAAUGCAAUCACGUGUACUGAGGAGCAGAUUUGGCGAAUCACGGUGCACGGUUAG
Molecule: messenger RNA, 1179 nt
Organism: Echinostoma caproni
Lineage: Eukaryota; Metazoa; Platyhelminthes; Trematoda; Plagiorchiida; Echinostomatidae
Source: the annotation of a GenBank genome assembly